Molecule: messenger RNA, 4332 nt
Organism: Dipodomys ordii (Ord's kangaroo rat)
Lineage: Eukaryota; Metazoa; Chordata; Mammalia; Rodentia; Heteromyidae
Gene: Rrp12
Product: ribosomal RNA processing 12 homolog (S. cerevisiae)
Exons: 34
Coding region: 84-3974 (1296 amino acids)
Source: RefSeq, a predicted model, not a curated record
CCCACGUGGGGAUCCGCGCGUAGUUCUGCUUCGCCGAAAGCCGGUCUUGAGAUCAGCCUCAGUUUGGCCCACGUCUAGUCCACAUGGGUCGCUCCGGGAAGCUGCCCUCCGGGGUGUCGGCCAAGUUGAAGCGCUGGAAGAAAGGCCACAGCAGCGACAGCAACCCCAGCAUUUGCCGCCACCGCCAGGCCGCCCGCAGCCGCUUUUUCAGCCGGCCCGCAGGGAAGAGCGACCUGACGGUUGACGCCGUGAAGUUGCACAAUGAGCUGCAAUCGGGGUCCCUGCGGCUGGGCAAGCGCGCAGACCCUGAGACGCCCAUGGAAGAAGAGCCGGAGCUGGCCGUCACCGAGAAGUCCUCAGGCACGUUCCUGAGUGGCCUGUCGGAUUGCACAAACGUCACCUUCAGCAAAGUGCAGCGCUUCUGGGAGUCUAACUCUGCCGCCCACAAGGAGAUUUGUGCUGUUCUUGCUGCUGUUACAGAGGUGAUUCGCUCCCAGGGAGGGAAAGAGACUGAGACUGAGUACUUUGCUGCUCUGAUGACUACAAUGGAAGCAGUGGAGUCCCCGGAGUCCCUGGCUGCUGUCGCUUACCUAUUGAACCUUGUCCUGAAGCGAGUGCCCAGCCCUGUGCUCAUUAAAAAGUUCUCAGAUACCUCCAAAGCCUUCAUGGACAUCAUGUCUGCCCAGGCCAGCAGUGGCUCCACCUCUGCCCUCCGAUGGGUCCUGUCCUGCCUGGCCACCCUCCUGCGGAAGCAAGACCUGGAGGCCUGGGGAUAUCCCCUGACCCUUCAGGUAUACCAUGGGCUGCAGAGCUUCACCGUGCAUGCCAAGCCCAAGAUUCGGAAGGCUGCCCAGCAUGGGGUAUGCUCAGUUCUCAAGGGCAGUGACUUCAUGUUUGGUGAAAAGGCCCCUGCUCAUCAUCCUGCUGCUGUCUCCACCGCCAAGUUCUGCAUCCAGGAGAUUGAGAAGGCUGGAGGCUCCAAGGAGGCUACCACCAUGCUGCACAUGCUGACACUGCUAAAGGACGUGCUACCCUGCUUCCCCGAAGGCCUGGUGAAGAGUUGCAGUGAGACUCUCCUACGCGUCAUGACCUUGAGCCAUGUGCUGGUGACUGCCUGUGCCAUGCAGGCCUUCCACAAUCUCUUCCAUGCCAAACCUAGCUUGGGCACCCUAUCAGCAGAGCUCAACGCCCAGAUUAUCACGGCCUUAUAUGACUACAUUCCCAGUGAAAAUGAUCUACAGCCCCUACUGGCCUGGCUAAAGGUCAUGGAGAAAGCUCAUAUCAACCUGGUCAGGUUGCAGCGGGACCUGGGGCUGGGCCACCUUGCUCGAUUUUUUGGAACAGCGAUGACUUGUCUCCUCUCCCCUCACUCUCCAGUGGUAAUAGCUGCCACCCAGAGCCUCAAGGAGAUCUUAAAGGAAUGUGUGGCUCCACACAUGGCCGACAUCGGUGCUGUAACCUGCUCAGCCUCAGGUCCCGCCCAGUACAUCGCCAAGAUGUUCAGGGCAGUGGAGGAGGGCCUGACGUAUAAAUUCCACGCAUCCUGGAGCUUUGUGCUGCAGUUACUGUGUGUCUUCUUUGAGGUGUGUGGGAGGCAAGCUCAUCCUGUGAUGAAGAAGUGCCUCCAGUCCCUGUGCGACCUGCGCCUCUCCCCUCACUUCCCCCACACAGCAGCCCUGGACCAGGCAGUGGGGGCUGCAGUGACCAGCAUGGGACCUGAGGUGGUGUUACAGGCUGUGCCUUUGGAGAUUGAUGGCUCUGAAGAGACUCUGGAUUUCCCCCGGAGCUGGCUGCUGCCUGUCAUCCGGGACCAUGUACGGGAAACACGGCUUGCUUUCUUCACCACCUACUUCUUGCCACUGGCUAACACCCUGAAGAGUAAAGCAAUGGACCUUGCCCAGGCAGGCAGCACAGUGGAGUCCAAGAUCUAUGACACAUUACAGUGGCAGAUCUGGACCCUUCUGCCUGGGUUCUGCACAAGGCCUACUGAUGUGGCUGCCUCCUUCAAAGGUCUGGCACGGACAUUGGGCACAGCUAUCAGUGAGCGCCCAGACCUGAGAGUCACUGUGUGCCAAGCCCUGCGCACCCUCAUCACCAAGGGCUGUGAGAGAGAUGCUGACCGUGCUGAAGUGAGCCGCUUUGCCAAGAACUUUCUGCCAAUCCUCUUCAACCUGUAUGGGCAGCCUGUUGCAGAGGAGGACACUCCAGCCCCUCGUCGGGCUGUACUGGAAACCAUCAAAACUUACCUUACCAUCACAGAGUCUCAGUUGGUGAAUGGUUUCCUGGAAAAAGCCAGUGAGAAGGUGCUUGACCCUGCCAGCUCUGAUUUUACCAGAUUGUCUGUCCUGGACCUGGUUGUAGCCUUGGCUCCUCAUGCUGAUGAAGCUGCCAUCAGCCAGCUAUACUCCACCAUCCGGCCCUAUUUAGAGAGCAAGGCCCAUGGGGUACAGAAGAAGGCUUACCGAGUGCUGGAGGAGGUGUGUGCCAGCCCUCAGGGCCCUGGGGCUCAGUUUGUGCAGAACCACCUAGAUGACCUGAAGAAGACCCUUCUGGACUCUUUGCGGAGCACGUCCUCACCUGCUAAAAGGCCCCGUUUGAAGUGCCUCAUACAUAUUGUGAAGAAGCUGUCAGCUGAGCACGAGGAGUUCAUUGCCGCCCUCGUCCCAGAGGUGAUUCUGUGCACCAAGGAGGUGUCGGUGGGUGCUCGGAAGAAUGCUUUUGCCCUGCUGGUGGAGAUGGGCCAUGCUUUCCUGAGGUUUGGCCCCAACCAAGAAGAGGCUCUGCAGCGCUACCUCAUCCUUAUCUAUCCUGGCCUUGUGGGUGCAGUGACCAUGGUGAGCUGUAGCAUCUUGGCUUUGACCCACCUCCUGUUUGAGUUUAAAGGACUAAUGGGGUCUAGCACAGUGGAGCAGCUACUAGAAAAUGUGUGCCUGCUGCUGGCCUCCCGCACCCGAGACGUGGUCAAAUCUGCACUGGGCUUCAUCAAGGUGGCUGUGGUGGUCAUGGACGUGGUGCACCUGGCCAAGCAUGUGCAGCUGGUGAUGGAAGCCAUUGGGAAACUGUCAGAUGAUAUGCGUCGGCACUUCCGUAUGAAACUUCGGAACCUGUUCACCAAAUUCAUCCGCAAGUUUGGAUUUGAGCUGGUGAAGGGGCUGCUACCUGAGGAGUAUCACAAGGUCUUGGUCAACAUCCGGAAAGCUGAGACCCGGGCCAAGAAGCACCGAGCUUUGAACCAGGCUGCCAUGGAGGAGGAAGAAGAAGAGGAAGAGGAGGAACAGCUUGCCCAGGGCAAAGGCGACAGCAUUGAGGAGAUUUUGGCUGACUCUGAGGAUGAGGAGGACAAUGAGAAAGAGGAAAGAAGCUGGGACAAGGAGCAACGGAAGCUGGCACGACAGAGGAGCCGGGCCUGGUUGAAGGAGGGGGGUGGGGACGAGCCUCUCAACUUUCUGGAUCCCAAGGUGGCCCAGCGCGUCCUCGCCACACAGCCUGGGCCAGACCGGGGCAAGAAGAAGGAUCAUGGCUUCAAGGUGAGCGCUGAUGGCCGGCUGAUCAUACGAGAGGAGGAAGAAGAAGGUGACAAGGUGGAGGAAGAGGAAGGCACUAAAGGAGAGGAAGAUGAGAUGGCCAGUCUGAUGGAAGAGGUGGUCGUCAGAAAAAAGAAGCUUAAGUGGCAGAAUGAAGCUGAGGACGAGGAGUUGGAAAUGCCCCCCCAGUAUCAAGCUGGAGGCACUGGCAUCCACCGCCCCAUGGCCAAGACCACCACACCUGGGGCCGAAUACAAGGCCAAGAAAGCAAAGGGUGAUGUGAAGAAGAAGGGUCGGCUUGAUCCCUAUGCCUACAUCCCACUCAACAGAACCAAGCUCAACCGCAGGAAGAAAGUGAAGCUGCAGGGACAGUUCAAAGGUCUAGUGAAAGCUGCCCAGAGAGGGUCCCAGGUGGGACACAAACUUCGCAAGAAGGACCAUCGGCACUGAAGCUCUAGAUAGCUCUGUAGUCCAGGCCAAGGCCUACCCUUUUAUAGCCCCUAAGCUGCUUGAUAGCAGCUCCAGGUAUACAAGACUGGCAGGAUCUGGACUCUGAAUGACUAGGGUGUGGCUUUCAGAGACACCUUGGAGUUUGGAAGGUCUAAAGGGAAACUACCCUUUAGAGACACCCUGGCACCUGGAGCUGGGACUGUACCUGCCUCUGAUUUGGCCCUUUGUUUUCUGUUCAGAGUGGCCAUGAGUGGGUGGGGGUGUGAUGAUCUGCUUUUCCUCCCAACUGCUCAUAGUGCUGGGGCCUGAAUGUGUGUCUGCUAUGACCAGAUGUAGAAUAAACGUGCAUCACCAUGUA